Molecule: messenger RNA, 1245 nt
Organism: Alosa alosa (allis shad)
Lineage: Eukaryota; Metazoa; Chordata; Actinopteri; Clupeiformes; Clupeidae
Product: carbohydrate sulfotransferase 1-like
Exons: 1
Coding region: 7-1245 (412 amino acids)
Biological process (GO): N-acetylglucosamine metabolic process; keratan sulfate proteoglycan metabolic process
Molecular function (GO): N-acetylglucosamine 6-O-sulfotransferase activity; keratan sulfotransferase activity
Source: RefSeq, a predicted model, not a curated record
GUCACAAUGCGGUGCUCUUGGAAAGUUGUCAUUCUGAUGGCGGUGGUCUCUAUUAUAGUCAUCCAGUAUGCUGUAAUCAGAUCAUUCAGAACUAUGACACAUGACAUAUGUCCCUUUCUACACCCUGCAAAACACUGCCAACAACAGACCAUCUUGAAUCGUCACUGGCCAGAAGAGAACCCUCAUACUUUGAACUUAUCUGGGAAGACCCACGUUCUCAUCUUGGCUGCCACACGUUCUGGCUCAUCAUUUCUGGGGCAGCUCUUCAACCAUCACUCCGAUGUCUUCUAUUUGUAUGAACCUCUGAACCACAUUCAGACUGCGCUGAACUCUACACAUGCCAACCGAAGGAUGAUACUCGGGGCCAGUAGGGAUCUUCUAAGGGGCUUGUUCCGCUGUGACCUGCACCUCUUGGAGGAUUACAUCAGGCCACAGCCAGAGAAGCACAUCACAGACCAGCUGAAGCGCCGGGGUGCCAGCAAAGCCCUCUGCUCUCCUCCGGUGUGCCACGUCUUCAGCCCUCAGCUGGUGAAUGUGACUGAGAGCCAGUGUGUCCAGAAGUGUGGCUCCCUCAAUCUCACCCUGGCCUCACAGUCCUGCCAGCAGAGAGGGCACGUUGUCAUCAAGACAGUGCGAGUGCCAGAGGUCAGUGAUGUCAGAGACCUGCUGGAGGACCCUCGACUCAACCUGAAGGUCAUCCAGCUGGUCAGGGACCCGCGGGGAGUACUGGCUUCCAGAAUGAUGACCUUCCCCCAGAACUACCCUCUGAUGAGACUGUGGAAGAUGAAGCACCAGAAACCGGAGGGUCUCAACCUCACACAGAAGGCCGUGUGUGAGGACUACCGCAGAUCUGUGGCCACGGCCCUGAGACAACCUGACUGGCUGAGGGGAAGGUACAUGCUGGUGAGGUAUGAGGAUCUAGCCACCAACACUCUUCAGAAGAUCCAGGAGAUUUUCAAAACCCUGGGAUUGUCUUUUGAUGAGAACAUUAUGGACUGGAUUGAGACGAACACAGAAGGAAAAGGGGAUUGGUCACCCAUGGAUGCGUAUGGCACCAAAAGACAUUCUGCCACUAAUUCAGAGAGCUGGAGGUUUAAGAUGUCUUUUGACAUGGUUCAAUACGUCCAAACCUUGUGUGAAACCACUUUACAUCAGCUGGGAUACAAAAUAGUCAAAUCAUUUGAAGAACUGGAGAAUGUUUCUCUCUCGCUUGUUGAGGACAGAACAUGGAGACCUUUUCAGUGA